AUGAAACUAAAAUAAUAUUAAAAUACCUGGUAAAAAUAUCUCUUUCAUUUGGGUUUUAAUUUUAUAUUUCCGCACUAAUUUGGGUUCAUUUUAUUAUUAUUGCAAUGAGUUGGGGUCAUUAUGGGGUCAAUAACUUCAUCUUAGCUAACAUUAACCGGCAACUACCUGCUAUAACACUGUCUUUCACAGAAUGUCUGGAACCAUUGGGAAUGGAAUCAGGCGAUAUUUUUGAUGAACAACUAAGCGAGAGUUCUUAUUGGAUCGGUCCAACCGACCACAGUGCGAGACGAGGCCGACUAAACUUAACGCCAUUAGCUGGAUCGUACAUAGGCGGUUGGUGUGUUGGAAACGGAGAAUCAGAUUUAAUCCAUCCUUGGAUUCAAAUUAAUUUGCUUGUAGAGCACAAUGUUACUGGUAUUCAAACGCAAGGUAGAAAUGAUCAGGGUCAAUGGGUUAGAAUCUACACUAUAAGCUACAUUAAAGUACACGAAAUGGGAGAGACUUAUAUUACUGACGGUUACGGAAAUCGUAAGGUUUUUGAUGGCAACAGUGACAAAAAUAGCAUACGAGCACACUAUUUUAAUCCAGUGAUACAAGCUGUAAUUAUCAGAAUUCGUCCCAAAGAUUGGAUGGGUAAUGUUUGUUUGCGAACAGAGGUUCUGGGCUGCAGGAUAGGUAAGGAAUGGGUUCGAGUAUUCAAGGGAAUAUCCAUGACGGGACUGAGUAUUUACGAUGCUUGGAAUACGGGUGCAGGAGCAUCGAGCUAUCAUGCUGAUAGAUUUCUUAUUAGUAAUAAGCACUACAGAAACAAUGCAAUAUUAAAUAACUGGUCAUCAUUUGGUAUUAAGAAGGUAAAACUGACUUUAUUCUCGCCUACAAAUGAAGAAGUGGUGUCGGUUAUUUUCAACAGUGUCAGUGCGACUAGUACGUCAUGGUUCUCAAGGGAUAACCUUGAAAGUUCGCCGUGGGACGACAUUAAAACCGCUACCAUUAAUUAUUUUUCGAUAGCAGGGCAUGAUGGAAGUGUAAGACGAAACUUCUUUAUGAGCAACGCUUACUGUGGCUGUACGUGUGACGUGGGGUGGCUUGUAGUUGAGGCAGGUACGUCUUGCCCUUCAUGGGAAGGAUACAGUACAAAUCCCAGAAUACUUUACAGCAAAGCAGCCACAAGCCAGAGUUGGUACUCAGGAGAAAUUGGUUUAGCUAGAGCAAUGACAAUUGACGUUACAUUUUAAAUGAAGGCAGAAACAUUCAUCAACCCUAAUGCUUUUCGACUGUCAACAUGGGCGGGAUUCUCGAGAUCUUACCGUCUACAGCGAUGACUGGUAUAAUGGAACAAUGUUAAACAACUGGUCAAUCAGAAUGUGUUAUCAAAUAGGCUGGGCCACCUAUACGCCUAUGUCUUACAAAACGCAGACGUUUUGGUUUACGAAUUGUUUCUAUGAAUGACUAUCGUUUUGUAGGACAUUGUUUUAGCAAUUUGCCAUUAAUGUGGUAUUUAAAAGAACUCUCAGACAAUUCUUUCAUCUACUAUAUUAAUUAAUUGUAUCUGUAUGUGUAUAGAAGCCUUGGUUUUGACGUGUAAGUACGCGCGACUACGACGUGUGAGCUGGAAUAUGACGUGUGCUUACAAGUGACUAUGACUCGCGAGUACUGAUUCAACUGAAAAUAGUGUUUAUUUAAAAUGUUAUUGUGUAAGAUAUAUAUUCCGUAGGUUUGUUUGAUAUAACGUGUACAAAUAUGGCAAAAAAAAAAAUUUUGCUCAAGACUCAAGCCCUGCAGACCGAAAAUCUAGAAAAUCUCAGGGCGGGUCUUUUUUUUCUUCUUUUUUUUUUACAAAGGAAGAGCCCAAAAUAGGCAUAUGAUGUUUGAAUGGUCACUUUAUUGCUUAUAUCUAAUACCUUUCAUACAUUUACUGUAUAUUUUAGCAAUAGUUGCCACUUUACCAAUCAUUCAAUCAAUCACUGCAAUCAACAUGGUGAAUGAUAUGGUUGGCAAUGUACUCUAGAAUAGGGCCUAGACAUAUAUAGGCCUAAGUAUAAUAACAAUGAUGACCGACCCAUCCUGAUAAUAGUACGCUCCUGUACUUGGGCAACUCAACAAUUAAAUCAUUAAAACAAUUAGUUCAUUACUUUAAGUGCAAAUUUUGAGACGAUACAUACUUAUUUCCAACGAAUAAUAUAAUUAUGUUGAGUAUUAACAUCUUGUGUCAACGUCUGGUUCAUUUUCUUCGAAAUCUUUUUUUUUUCUCUCCCUCUCUCUGGACCGGUAGCUGUUCGCGGUCACACGUUGGUUCUUUACGUACUUCCGCAUUUGCUGGCCGUGUCUUAUUAGUAGUCAGUUGUUUUGCAGUGUUACCAUUUACAUACUACAGUCGACACUGGUACUAAAUAGAUAAGUGUCUUGACUUUUAGAUUCGUGCGGAGUAACAUUAUUCAAAUUCAAUAUAGGCCUAAUUGAAUCACCAGCACAGUUUAAAAAAAUCAUUGAACGUUUCACUGAAGUGUCCUCUUAAUAGGGGUGUCCCCUGGAUAGGGUGUCCCAAAGGAGGGACUCUACUGUCGAUACAUAGAAAUUCUAUUUCCAAGGGUAAUAAUUUUUUAGGUUAAUG
Molecule: messenger RNA, 2611 nt
Organism: Anneissia japonica
Lineage: Eukaryota; Metazoa; Echinodermata; Crinoidea; Comatulida; Comatulidae
Product: discoidin domain-containing receptor tyrosine kinase B-like
Exons: 6
Coding region: 105-1235 (376 amino acids)
Source: RefSeq, a predicted model, not a curated record